AUGUCUGGUGCUGCGACUGAGGGGAAAUCGAUUACCUGUGUAGCUGCUGUUGCUUAUGAAGCUGGCAAACCCUUGACUGUUGAAGAAAUCACAGUCGAGGCACCAAGAGCACAUGAAGUACGUAUCAAGAUUGAAUACACAGCUGUGUGCCAUACGGAUGCUUAUACUUUAUCUGGCGUUGACCCUGAAGGUGCCUUUCCCUCUAUCUUAGGACAUGAAGGUGCAGGAAUAGUGGAAUCUGUCGGUGAAGGUGUCACCAAUGUCAAACCAGGGGACCACGUCAUUGCCCUAUACACUGCAGAAUGCCAGAAAUGUAAAUUCUGUAAAUCGGGAAAGACCAACCUCUGCAGUUCAGUGAGAGCCACCCAGGGGAAAGGUGUCAUGCCUGAUGGAACUUCAAGGUUCAAGAACCAAAAGGGGGAAGAAUUAAAGCACUUUAUGGGUUGCUCGACAUUCUCACAAUACACUGUUGUAGCUGAUGUUUCUGUUGUUGCAGUGGACCCUUCUGCACCAUUGGAGAGUAUUUGUCUACUGGGUUGUGGUGUUACCACAGGUUAUGGUGCAGCAACCAAGACUGCCAAUGUUCAAAAGGGUGACACUGUCGCAGUUUUCGGUGCUGGUACUGUAGGUCUCUCAGUAAUUCAAGGUGCCAAGGUCAGGGGUGCUUCCAGAAUUAUCCUCGUUGAUAUCAAUGAUCAAAAGAGAAAAUACGGUAACGAGUUUGGUGCCACUGACUUUAUCAACCCUAAGAGUGACUUAAAAGAUGGUCAAACUAUCGUUGAGAAAUUGAUCGAAAUGACUGACGGUGGACUUGAUUACACUUUCGACUGCACUGGUAACACAAAGGUUAUGAGAGAUGCACUUGAAGCAUGCCACAAAGGUUGGGGUACUUCUGUCAUCAUUGGUGUUGCUGCCGCUGAGGAAGAAAUUUCUACUAGACCAUUCCAACUCGUGACAGGUAGAGUAUGGAAGGGUUCUGCGUUCGGUGGAAUUAAAGGUAGAUCCGAGAUGGGUGGUUUAAUCGAAGACUACAAGAAAGGUACUUUGAAGGUUGACGAAUUUAUCACAAAUGAGAGGCCAUUCACUGAGAUCAACAAAGCCUUUGAAGACUUGCAUGCUGGUGACUGUUUGAGAACAGUGCUUGACUUGAAAAAAUGA
This is a messenger RNA of Torulaspora delbrueckii, 1158 nucleotides long. RefSeq names its product bifunctional alcohol dehydrogenase/S-(hydroxymethyl)glutathione dehydrogenase (gene SFA1). Gene Ontology annotation, cellular component: cytosol. Lineage: Eukaryota; Fungi; Ascomycota; Saccharomycetes; Saccharomycetales; Saccharomycetaceae. Bases 1 to 1158 code for a protein of 385 amino acids. Gene Ontology annotation, biological process: formaldehyde catabolic process. The transcript has a single exon. Gene Ontology annotation, molecular function: zinc ion binding; S-(hydroxymethyl)glutathione dehydrogenase [NAD(P)+] activity. The record is from RefSeq and is a predicted model, not a curated record.